AUGGGAAAUUCAAUCAAAUUUAUGACAAUCACGUUGUUGAUGUUGUCAAGUGUGGUUAUUCGAGUGCAGUCAGCGGAUAAAAUGACAAAUAAAGUGCUCGAUGGCAAAACGUUCGGAUUGAGUAGAAAUUUUGACAUUUGGAGUGAUAAACAGGAAAAAGGCGGAUUCUUCGAGGAACAAAAAAACACAAAAGAAGUAAUACGUGAUGAUUUACUCAGCAUUUCAUCUCAAGCGUUAUCAUCGUCGAACAUGACAUCCGGGCGAAAGUCAAAAGUUUUGAACAUUUUGGCGUCGCCGAAUGAGGAUGAGUGUAUCUCCAAUGAUGGAUUGCAUACGGGCGUUUGUCUAAAUGUCUACGAGUGUCGUUUGCAAGGCGGCAAAUCGAAAGGCGAUUGUGCUCUUGGAUUUGGCGUUUGCUGCGUAUUUAUCGCAACGUGUGAUGACGAGAUUAGAAACAAUAUCACAUAUUUCAUGUCACCGAAAUUCCCGGCUCUGUUGCCAAAGGACAUUACAUCGUGCGCUCUCAAAAUUAUGCCUAUUCAUCCGGAUAUUAGUCAAAUACGAUUGGAUUUUGUGCACUUUGCGUUGGGACAACCAAAUCGAAAAACGGGAGUUUGUGACGGAGAUGUUAUGCAUUUUGGAGGCGGAGUAUUGGAAAAAUUUAUUUUGUGCGGGCAAAAUACAGGACAACACGUUUAUUUGGAUGUCAAUCCAAAGUCCCGUGACGGAGGUAUUAUUGAAGUGUUUAUGAACUUUACAUCGAGAUCCUUCAAUUCUCGCCUAUGGGAAAUUCGUGUUACACAAGUACCAUUUAGUCAACGUGCUCCAAGCGGUUGUUUGCAAUAUUUCACUGAACCCGAAGGCAUCUUACAAACAUUCAAUUUUGCUGAAAAUGGUCGUCAUUUGGCAAGUCAAAAUUAUCGCGCUUGUUUUAGACAAAAUUUAGGAAUGUGUUCGAUCGCAUAUGAGCCAUGUAACGAUCAAAGUUUCCGCAUUGGACCUGGAAUAAGCAAUUCAAAUGGUUUAAACGACGCUGUUGGCGCCGGAGCUGCGGGAAAUCUCCCUUCAGCAGGAGGAAUUCAAGCUUCAAUUGCUGAUGAGCCUGCGGUUCUUGCGGGAGACUUACAAGCGCUCGGAAGCGAAGACAAUCCUGAUAUUCUUGAUCAAGCAGAUCCCGCAGAUAAUGUUAUCGCAACAGAUGAAAAUGACAUUGAAGGAUCCGGAGGAGGAGAAAUCGCAGCUGAUACUGCAGGCGGAGGAUUUCUCGAUACAUUCCGUGAAAUGUUCUUUUCCUUCAGAAGUAUGAGAAGCAACAAAUAUGGCAAAAUGAGAGCGAUGUCAGAUGCGAGACAACUUUAUUCGACAUGCACGGAUCGGAUAACGAUGCCUUGUAUUAUUGAAGAUUUCAUUGGCGUUGGAAUGGGCGAUGUACCUACUUGUGUUCCUGUUCAUUGCGGAUCAUCUUUAUGCCCGCCGGGCGUUUCUCCUUGCAGAUUGGAAAGUUCUGUGACGCCCUUUAGACUUGGAAUUGUGUUUGGAGAUGGCGCGGGGAAAGGAAGUCCCGAAGAUAAUAUAGGCGCUUGUCUAAAAUUUUCACAAGUUGCGUGUUAA
Culicoides brevitarsis is the source of this 1611-nucleotide messenger RNA. RefSeq lists its product as uncharacterized. Bases 1 to 1611 code for a protein of 536 amino acids. The transcript is spliced from 4 exons. NCBI's taxonomy places the organism in Eukaryota, Metazoa, Arthropoda, Insecta, Diptera, Ceratopogonidae. The record is from RefSeq and is a predicted model, not a curated record.